Messenger RNA from Fonsecaea erecta, 1230 nucleotides. RefSeq lists its product as hypothetical. Gene Ontology annotation, cellular component: cytoplasm. The record is from RefSeq and is a predicted model, not a curated record. Gene Ontology annotation, molecular function: protein binding. NCBI's taxonomy places the organism in Eukaryota, Fungi, Ascomycota, Eurotiomycetes, Chaetothyriales, Herpotrichiellaceae. Bases 1 to 1230 code for a protein of 409 amino acids. The transcript is spliced from 4 exons.
AUGAAUGUCAACAAGAAACUCGAUCGGUUUAAACAAUGGGCAGGAGAGCGGAUGGGCGGCGAAGUCAAGACCAAUGUGUCCGACGACUUCAAGGCCCUGGAGCUGGAGAUGGGCCUCCGUCAGGAGGGCCUCGAGAAAAUGCAGCGAUCGAUGAAUGCCUACAUUAAAGCCAUCUCCAAGCGAUCCGAGGUGGAGGGCAAGGAGAAAACACUUCCGAUCGCUUACAUGGGCGGGACCAUGAUUUCCCACGGUGAAGACUUUGAGACGGAUUCAGAAUACGGCCAGUGUCUCAACAUGUUUGGCCGGACACAGGAACGGUUGGCGCGCACACAAGAGACCUACAUCACAAACGCCACCACGUCCUGGCUGGAGUCUCUCGAAAGGUCUUUGGUCCAACUGAAGGAAUAUCAGGCCGCCCGCAAACGACUUGAGACGCGCCGACUGGCUUAUGAUACGUCGCUGGCGAAGAUGCAGAAGGCCAAGAAGGAGGAUUUCCGCGUCGAAGAGGAACUGCGGACUCAGAAGGCCAAAUAUGAAGAAUCAGCCGACGAUGUGCAGCGCCGGAUGGAGGAAAUCCGCGACUCAGACCCAGAGAGCGUGGCGGACCUUGCGGCGUUCCUUGACGCGGAACUGGCGUAUCACGAUCAAUGCAGAGAAGCACUGUUGCAACUGAGGAGCCAGUGGCCUGCCAGGGCCCAACUGUCAAACCGUAGUGGCCGUCCCAAUCCUCGGUCACGAUCAAACACUGUCCGGUCAUAUACUCAGACUGUUGAGCCCGCGGAAGAAACACCGGCAGUGGUCGAAGCGCGCCCGACCAUCAAGUCGAAUCGGAGUGGGCGUUUCGCUGACCAGCCGACUUCAGAAUAUUCGCCAGCACGCCCGAUCUACGCCAGAGCCACGACGUACAAUGACUCCCAUACAGCCAGGGAUCUGUCCCCGGCCACCAGGCCUGGCAUGACACGCAUCCCCAGCGACUCUUUAAUGAUUCGAACGGCCCGAUCGCAACUCCGAAGUGUAGAUGAACAGGACAUCUUUGCAGAUGAAUCCACAAACAGUGGUUCUGACCGCGGUUACGGGGAUCAAUCUGUGUCUCCUGCAACAUCCCAUGGCAGUGAAUCAGUGACCCUCCUAAGCGGCAAGAAGAGUGCUGUGCCGCCUCCACCUCCUCCGUCACGCUCAAAGAAGCCCCCACCUCCUCCUGUCCCGGCAAAGAGAACCGUUCUCACAUGA